Culicoides brevitarsis is the source of this 1556-nucleotide messenger RNA. Its product is annotated as serine protease gd-like. Gene Ontology annotation, molecular function: serine-type endopeptidase activity. Gene Ontology annotation, biological process: proteolysis. The coding region runs from base 26 to 1501 and encodes 491 amino acids. The record is from RefSeq and is a predicted model, not a curated record. NCBI's taxonomy places the organism in Eukaryota, Metazoa, Arthropoda, Insecta, Diptera, Ceratopogonidae. The transcript is spliced from 4 exons.
AUAAUUGUCUCAAGAUUUCAAAGUUAUGACGAUUCUCUCAUUUUUCUCGUUUCUGCUACUUCUUCAAACUCUAACUUCAUCUCAAUUUGUGUCAAAUCCUUGUCCAAAUUACUUCAAAUACGAAAGAGAUGCUGACGGAGUUUUUGGCUUGAUUGAAGUUCCGCCCAUUCAGCUAGGACAAAGUUUGAAGCUUAACGUUGAGUUGUCAGUGGGAGCUCGAAUAUUGAAUAACUACUACGGCUCCUUGGAAUUAGUCGGUUCAAAAGAAGGUGCUUUAAAAAAAGUCUUGCAAGGACAGAAUAUUCAGUAUCGAGUUAGUUUUCCAGUUCAAGAGCCACUAGCAAAACUCAUAAAAAUCGUUUAUAACGGACAAGAAAUUUGUUCAGGACCUUCGGAUCAACCGAGUUUUCAACAAGCAGUAACCACAGUGAAACUUGAGCACACUUUUGUCACUUUUUCACAACAAAAUGGACAAGUAGUUCCAACAAAUGCGUUGCAUGGAAGGAAUUUACAAACUUUUAUCCAAGGACCGGAUUCGCAGUUGAUUCCUGUUCCAAUGAAUCACGACACGAUAAAUAAUGUGCCGAAUAUUCAGUGGAUUGAUAACAAUGGAGAUCAAACUAUUCGACCUUUUACUAAGACGAAUACGACUCCAAAACCUGUAACUUUGCCAUCGCGAGUACAAAUUCCGGAUAGACCGGUAGUAAAUAACAAUGAUGAUUGUGGAAUUGCAACUCUUGCGGGAAAUCCCCUCAUUUAUAACGGCUCGCCUACAACACGCGGGGAGUUUCCUUGGCUCGUGGUAAUCUACGUGAAGAAAACUCGUGGUCUCGAAUUCCAAUGUGGCGGCACCCUCAUUUCCGACCAAGUCAUUCUCACGGCAGCGCAUUGCAUUCAUCUCACCAGCGACGACAUCCUGUCCAAAAAUGAGAUCGUUUUGCAUGUCGGUCGUUUCGAUAUCGACGACUGGACCGAAGGCGAAUACAUUUUACCAAAAGUCAAGAAUAUUUUUGUGCAUCCCGACUACAAACGAUACAGCCAAACGAGUUUCGAUGCCGAUAUUGCGGUGAUAGUUCUGCGACAAUCGAUCACUUUCACGCAAUUUAUUCGUCCUGUUUGCUUGUGGCACGGAAAAAGUCCAACAGCUUCGCAAAGUGGCAUCGUUGUUGGAUGGGGACGUGAUGAAACUGGCGUUCCUACGAGUAAACCGAAUCAAAUUGAGAUGCCAGUUGUCUCGAAUGCGACAUGCUUGGAGUCGGAGCCGACAUAUCAGUAUCUCACGUCGAACAGGACAUUUUGUGCGGGUCGGAGAGAUGGGUCUGGACCAUGCAAUGGCGACUCUGGAGGAGGAUUUUUGAUGAAAAAUAAUGGAAAAUGGUAUUUAAGAGGCAUUGUGAGCACCAGUUUGUACGAUAAAGAGACCAAAUCGUGUGAUGUGAGGAAUUUCAGUGUUUUUACAGAUGUCGCGAAAUUUCUUCAGUGGAUUCAUUUGUAUUUGUAAUCGGUAGUUUGUAAGAAAUACUCACUUUAUCGUUGUGUAAGAAGUAUAAAAUUGA